UGGGCUUUCGUCUUCGCCUUUGCUGCAUUCAUCAUCCACGCACGACACUGGCCACCCGCACGGGUCACCAUGUCUAGAUCCAUAUUCACCUACUCGCUGUUCUUCAGCCACCUGGCGAUGGCAACGGCCUUUUUGGCCUCCUCGCCUAAAGUAGCGCCCCUUUUCACAACCCAACCAUUGUCCUCCUACUCUCCACUCAGGAGCCUCGAGCAGCGGGCACCGCGCCGCCAACAAUCUCUACAGCUAUCACACGAAGCGACGAAGCGAGCGACCGGGCGUGCUGCCACUGUGGCUCAUGUGGCCCCUGGGCACCACUCCCGACAGGCUCAGGGGCGCGAUGCCCCUGAACAUGAGCGGCCUGUUGUUGCCUCGGCGGGACUGUCAACUUUCGAAAUGGAAACCAGCCCGACCGGCUUACCUUCGCGGAAGAAGCCGUUGUUCACCCCUCGAUUUGCCGCCUUGACCGCGUCUGCGCUCGCGGUUGGGCUGGCCGUUUCCGUGCUCGCCCCGGGUACCGCAUCCGCCGCAGUCAAGGCGAUAGUGGCGGGGAGCGAGGACGAGGCGCACCUGCAUGUCGGUCAGAAGGUCGCCAAGUUUUUCAGGCGCGGCGGUCUGCCGGACUGGGCGACGCUCAUGACGAUCUCGGCGAUGCCGGUGGUGGAGCUGCGCGGCGGGGUACCCGUGGGCAUCUGGAUGGGCAUGCCGAUCGCGAAGGUCUUCGGGCUGUGCGUCGCCGGCAACAUGAUCCCCAUCCCGAUCAUCCUGCUCGCGCUGCGGUCCUCGUUCGUGCAGAAGCUGGCCAAGCCGGUGCUGGACAGGGCUAGGGAGAAGGCGGCCGGGUUCGGCGACGAGAAGAGCCAGGCCCUGGCGCUGACGCUCUUCGUGGGAAUCCCGCUGCCGGGAACGGGGGCAUGGACGGGGGCUAUGGGAGCGUUUUUGUUGGGCAUGCCGUUCCAGAAGGCGAGCAAGGCGAUGCUGUCGAUCUUCCUUGGUGUGGUGAGCGCCGGCGUGAUCAUGAGCUGCCUCACCCUCGCCGGAAAGGCCGGAGCUCUCGUCGCCACGGCCGUCCUGGCGGUGUUCUGCGUGACCAACAUGCUGGGAGGGGGAGAGGACGGGGGAAACAAGGCAUCCGACUUCGCGUCCAAGUGACCGGAGACGCCAAGUGUGCGAGGUUUCCCCAUCAGGGAAACAGAAAGGAAAUGAACUCGCCGGCUGAGUGUUGAAAGCCAUUUGGUCGUGAGACGGCCUCUCCUCUGUGAGGCGCCUUUCAAGGGGGCCGUAGUUUCACCGCUGUUGGUGGGCAAGAGCGCCUUAUUUUUGAGCAAGAGUGACGAUGCUGCCUCGCGCUAAGUAGGCAAAUGGAUCGCUUCUCUUGUGUUUUUGAUUCGCCGUAGUGUUGUUACGAUGCUUCGGCGGGGGAUUGAAGUGAACUGGAAGUCGAAAGCACCGCAACAGACAUCAGCCAUUUUAUUUCGCAGGUCGUGUAGAGAGCUGCAUGGUAGCGUGUGUCGCGAGGUAUGAACGAAUGGCGCCCUAUUGCCCGUGUUCUGUUGAUUUUUGUGUUUUCAUGUUGCGUACAGGAAGUUGAUUUUGAGGAAUGCGGUGACGUUUUUGGGCAGCUCGAUUCGCUCGGGGUGCGCUCUAUCACACGAUUUCUAUUUUUUUUUAACCGCAUGGUUGGGGUUCGACAGUGAGCACAGCGCGUGGUAGUGGGGUUGCCACUUUCAGCUCUGCGUUGCACGCCGUGGAAGGAUAUUGUUACUUUGUUUCUUUGGACCCGUUUUAACGCUUUAAUGUUGCACGUGAGUAGAGGGCCUGAAAAACCUGAAGUGGGGGGGUACCUGGGGUCGAAGACGGUGAUUGGUCAACAGCGUAAAACAUGAUGAGGCUUUUGCAGCCCGGAAAAGCGGAACUUCGGUGUUGCGUGCAGCAAGAAACAAUGGCAAGUUGGACAGAUAUGCUGAAUCGAAGUACCCGAGGUGGACUGCACCCCCUAUUCACCCCCCAUGAUGAGCUGAACUCGUGUUGGCGCUACCGCUGACUGGACCGCAUGUGGCGCACUGCCCGUGCGGCACCCACACGCAUCGCCCACUGCCCGCUGCUGGGAAGUAGCUUGUUGUCUUGCAAUGAUUCUGCGAGCGAGUCAACUUUUCGCGCUGGUUGGGUUGCGGUGGAGGUUGCUUUCCAAAGUGUGCGAUGUCAAAAGCCAACGGCC
This is a messenger RNA of Ectocarpus sp. CCAP 1310/34, 2215 nucleotides long. The record is from the annotation of a GenBank genome assembly. Lineage: Eukaryota; Phaeophyceae; Ectocarpales; Ectocarpaceae.